Molecule: messenger RNA, 2144 nt
Organism: Lynx canadensis (Canada lynx)
Lineage: Eukaryota; Metazoa; Chordata; Mammalia; Carnivora; Felidae
Exons: 4
Coding region: 813-1856 (347 amino acids)
Source: RefSeq, a predicted model, not a curated record
UCGUGACCUGAGCCGAAGUCGGACGCCCAACCGACGGAGCCACCCAGGCGCCCCCCGAAUUUUAUUCCUUCCUGUAGAGACUGUCAUAGUUGCUGCCAUAUCCAGGAUCACUUAUCCUACCAUCACAUGUGGACACAGUUUGCUACUCCCUCUCUAGUCCAGCUCCGGACUGGCAGACCAGAGUUCCGUCCUAAGCCUAAGCGCGAGCUGAAUCACCCUGCCCAAGCUACUGAACCUCUCUGAGCUGUGAAAUGGGGUGCACGGGCUCAGCUUGCUGGGUGACAGAGGGACUAGGUGAGACCGCGGAACCAAAUCAUGAGGCCCACGGCAGGCAGUUACUAUUCUGUUUCGAUGGUGUAAGAAUGUCAGAGCUCAGCUGCUCCCUCGGCCCUUCCUGACAUUCGCAGGAUGGAUAACUCGCAGCCCUCUCCAGACAGCGCGUCCUUCCGAAGACAGCGGAUCUGCCCAGCGAUCUCCUGCCUGUGCGUCGCUGGUCUGAAUUGUGUCACGUUGCCAAGUUGCAAGGGAGCCUGGGGAGGGCUGCAGGGUGGGUGUGGGUGAGACGAAGGGGGCAAUCGUGAGGAUUCGAUGAGAUAAUGCAUAUUAUCUGGGACAGGGAAACUUGACUUCAGGGUCCUGCGGUGAGUAGGCAUCAGACACAGGACAAAAACUUUCUUCUUCCAGACUGGAAGCUCCAUGAUGGGGGGGGGGGGCUGUUAUGUCUUUCCCACUUAUUAUUCUAGCUUGAUGCCUGGAACAUAGAUAACAUAUGGUACUGCUCGGUAAAUAUCUGAUAAGCGAAUGAACAGUUAAUGAUAAUUUGCUACAUUUCUUUGGCUUCCUGUUCUUCAUCACUUUCUCAAAAACACAUUUAUUCCACUCCUAUUAAACAAACGUCAGAAGGUGAGAGUCCUAAAGCCAAGACUUGUGUCAGCGUAUUCUUUAUCGCUCGCUGGGUAACGGGUUGCCCCCCAACUGUGGCAACUUCACAUCACAAGCAUCUCUCAUCGCACGCGGUUUCUAGGGUCAGGAAUCCCCGAGAGCAGUUUGAACGGAUGGCUCUCGCCCACGGCCUCUCACGAGCGGUCAAGACGUUGGCUGAAGCUGCCAGCGUCCCGAAGGCUCGACUGGGUAAAGUUGGAGGAUCUCUUUCGAAGAUCGCACCCUCGCAUGGCGGUUGGCUGGAAGGCUCCGCUCCUUUCCAUGUGCUGCUGGAGUGUUCUGAUGACAUGGCCACCGGCUUCCAGAAGGAAGGAGCGUGGGGGAAAUGGCAGUAUUUCCCGACCGGUCUUCAGCGUCACCCAGCAUCACCACUUGCACAAUAUGCCACUCGCCAGAAACAAGUUGUCAGGUCCAGCCUACAUUCCAAGGGAAAGCAAAUGCCUUGUGCCUUUUGGAGCAGGAGCGCGUCAGUGAAUCUGCGGACACAUCGUCUGUUCUGUUCUAGCAUCGAGCUGUGCUUGGCUCACACGCAUCCGAGCAGAAAGAAUCUCAAGGCUGGCCACUUCCUGAAUGAAGACACCGAGAACGCCUGCGUGUCGAAUUCACUGAAAAGUGCAGCGGUCGGCAGAAACCCGGGGCCCCGACUGGAGGAGCCCAGAGGGCAAAGUGAGAGCAUUUCUCAAGUCAGCUACAUCCUGACGAGUUGCUCGAGACCCGAGGCUCUUAGCUUCGGCACCGUUGAUGAAACUGGGGGCAGCAUUGUUCUUCGUGUGUCGGGGGUGGGGAGUGGGGGGCCGUCCUGGGCAGUGCACCCCCAGCCUCCACCUGCUACAUGCCAGGAGCACAGUGUGGCGAGCCAAAAAGCAUCUCCCAGCGCUGCCAAGCCUCUCCUGGUCUGGAUCACCUCUGGUUGAGAGCCAGUGUUCUAGAACAACCCACCCACAGAAGCCCUGUUUGGAGAAAGAGGAGAAGGUGAACCUCACACUCAGACGGUCGUAGUGACGAUGACUGAUGACAGAGCUGGCACUGAAACCCCUCGCGAGAAAAGGAAAGAGAACAUGACAUCAGAGGACGCAGAGAAAACUUAAUCGCCAGCCCCUCAUCCGACAGGUGAGUCCCGCAGUGGGAAGAGCAUGCCAAGGUGCUCGGUCAGAAGAGGCUUGUCGUCAGCAGCACCAACGGCAUUAUUAUGUUUUGUUAUU